Molecule: messenger RNA, 5193 nt
Organism: Homo sapiens (human)
Lineage: Eukaryota; Metazoa; Chordata; Mammalia; Primates; Hominidae
Gene: NLE1
Product: notchless homolog 1
Exons: 13
Coding region: 29-1486 (485 amino acids)
Cellular component (GO): nucleolus
Source: RefSeq, marked validated
CUCUUUCUCCUCCACGUGGGGACGCAGGAUGGCGGCAGCAGUGCCGGACGAGGCGGUGGCGCGCGAUGUGCAGCGGUUGCUAGUGCAGUUCCAGGAUGAGGGCGGGCAGCUGCUGGGUUCCCCGUUCGACGUGCCCGUGGACAUCACCCCGGACAGGCUGCAGCUCGUGUGCAACGCGCUACUGGCCCAGGAGGAUCCCCUGCCACUGGCUUUCUUUGUCCACGAUGCUGAGAUCGUCUCCUCACUGGGGAAGACGUUGGAGUCCCAGGCAGUGGAGACAGAGAAGGUCCUAGACAUCAUCUACCAGCCACAGGCUAUCUUCAGAGUCCGGGCUGUGACUCGCUGCACCAGCUCCUUGGAGGGUCACAGUGAGGCAGUCAUUUCUGUGGCCUUCAGCCCUACGGGAAAGUACCUGGCCAGUGGCUCUGGAGACACCACCGUGCGCUUCUGGGAUCUCAGCACAGAGACACCACAUUUCACAUGCAAGGGACACAGACACUGGGUCCUUAGUAUAUCCUGGUCUCCAGAUGGCAGGAAGCUGGCCUCAGGCUGCAAGAAUGGCCAGAUUCUCCUCUGGGACCCAAGCACAGGGAAGCAGGUGGGCAGGACCCUCGCUGGCCACAGCAAGUGGAUCACAGGCCUGAGCUGGGAGCCCCUCCAUGCGAACCCUGAGUGCCGCUAUGUGGCCAGCAGCUCCAAGGAUGGCAGUGUGCGGAUCUGGGACACAACUGCAGGCCGCUGUGAGCGCAUCCUCACCGGGCACACCCAGUCGGUCACCUGUCUCCGGUGGGGAGGGGACGGGCUUCUCUACUCUGCCUCCCAGGACCGCACCAUCAAAGUCUGGAGAGCUCAUGACGGUGUGCUGUGCCGGACUCUGCAAGGCCACGGCCACUGGGUGAACACCAUGGCCCUCAGCACUGACUAUGCCCUGCGCACUGGGGCCUUUGAACCUGCUGAGGCCUCAGUUAAUCCCCAAGACCUCCAAGGAUCCUUGCAGGAGUUGAAGGAGAGGGCUCUGAGCCGAUACAACCUCGUGCGGGGCCAGGGUCCAGAGAGGCUGGUGUCUGGCUCCGACGACUUCACCUUAUUCCUGUGGUCCCCAGCAGAGGACAAAAAGCCUCUCACUCGGAUGACAGGACACCAAGCUCUCAUCAACCAGGUGCUCUUCUCUCCUGACUCCCGCAUCGUGGCUAGUGCCUCCUUUGACAAGUCCAUCAAGCUGUGGGAUGGCAGGACGGGCAAGUACCUGGCUUCCCUACGCGGCCACGUGGCUGCCGUGUACCAGAUUGCGUGGUCAGCUGACAGUCGGCUCCUGGUCAGCGGCAGCAGUGACAGCACACUGAAGGUGUGGGAUGUGAAGGCCCAGAAGCUGGCCAUGGACCUGCCCGGCCACGCGGAUGAGGUAUAUGCUGUUGACUGGAGUCCAGAUGGCCAGAGAGUGGCAAGUGGUGGGAAGGACAAAUGCCUCCGGAUAUGGAGGAGAUGAGACGGCCCGAAGUUCUCUCUGACCCCCACCUCGACUCGGCCUCUGCCAGCUGCCUUCCCUGCCAGAGAACAAAGGCUGAGAUGGCAGUGCACACACCCUCCCCACCAGUGGGGACCUGAGAAUGCGUGUGGCCUGCUGUCCUCGAUAGACCGGAAUGGGGUUUUCCCACAGAUCCCCGCCUGUGGCACACCCCAGAGCCAGAAAUCGAAGGUCACAGGAAGUUGUCACUGAACUUGGCCCGUGUCUGCUACUCUGUACCUUGCUGGUACAGACAGGGGUGGUGGGCAGCCAGGCUCUAUGAGUGGGCCCCUAGUGUCAGCUCUGUACAGGGUCAGAUCCCAGGUUCUAUGACCAAAUAAGUAACUUAAGUUUUGUGUGUUGGGUUCUAAUUCCUUGUCCUAGAAUCCCCAUGACUCAAUCAAGGACUGUGCUAAAUGAGAUUGUCCAGCCCCCGCCCUUGCACUGGACUACGCCAAAACCACACUGACCAGGCACUUGCCUUCCCUCUCUUCCCCCGUGUUGGUAAGAGAGAGGCCAGUUGUGAUAGUGGCCAAGGAGAAUCUAGGGCUGUAUUGUUGUCCACUGCAGUAGGCACCGGCCACAUGUGACUGCUGGCAUGAAAUAGAAGUGCAGUUCCUCCAUCGCACUGGGUAAGGCCUCCAGUAUUGGACAGCACACAGAAAGGUUUUCAUCAUCAAGAGAGUUCUGCUGGUCAGCCCUGCUCCAGGGGAUGCCUCUGCCUUCGCAUAGCACACUGCUUGAGGCCCUGCCAGGCACCAAGCACUGCCCUGGGCCCAUGGGAUAGAGCGGGGAAGGUGAUGGCUCUUCCAGAGGAUUCCCUCAGAUGGGGAGGCAGCAGUAUGAGCUCUGAGCAGAAGUGGGUAUUGUUGAUACAGAGGAAGUUCUUUGCCACGAGAACUUUCAAGCAGUGAAAGGAAUUCCCAUCAGGACUCAGACCCCAGGCCGAGAUCUUGCCCUGAAUGUACCCUGCCUCUGCUUUCUCCUGCAUCCCAUGCUAAGCAGGGUCAUGGUCUGAACUACUCAGAUUGGAUUUCCAAACCAUCCUUGUAUAAACUGCUCAGAACUAGCAUCUUGCUCCUUCUUACCCUCCUCCACCCUUGUCUGUGCUUUUGGGUUUUGCGCGUCACCUAGCUGUGGUGCUUGGCCUCCACCUUGCACAUAUCUGCAGUGAGGCUACAUAAGAAGCGAACAAAACUAUCAGCCACUGAGCUCCUUGGUGCCAGCUGUUUGUCUGCUGUGCUCUCAGACUGCACCAGGCCUGGAAGGUUCUCAAGCUCCAAAACUUUUGAUGAGGAAACAACAUAAGAAAUGAUUAGCCCAUGCCCUCACAUCUAGUAAGAGAAAGCUGGGAUUAAACCAGGCCCUGCCCCAAAGCUUAUUGUGCACUUUGUACCACAUCCCUCCGUCCAGAGCUCAAGCUAGUUUGACAGUUCAUGGGCCACCACGUCUGUCCAUGACAGCUAUUUCUGUAUUUUUCUGGUGUAAGAGCCUUUUAGUCUUAGAGCACCAGUCUCCCUGUUCCCCUACCCCGCCCCACUGGGGAAGGGGUGAUGGCAGCAUCCUAUUGCCUAGCUGCCUGUUUUCUAUCUCCCCACCCAUGUAGACUCUGUCCUGGUGGAAGCUAGGAGGUGGGUGCCAGCCAGCCCAUCUGAGGCUGUCUGCAGCAUAAAGCAGACUUUAGGGUGCUGGAUGACCUGCAGUUCUUUAAUGAGGGACCUAGACCCAGCCCAGAUUUGGAGGAGGAGGGAGUCUAGCAGCUGUGGGCAGUGGCUGAGCCUGGCAUGGCCUGGCCUGAGAUGCCUCCAGGUGAAUGGGGCCCCUAUGUAGCCUUGGCCCCAGCCCAGGGGUGGGGUGCCCAUACCACUCUGCCAGACCCCGGGCCCGCAGGGUGCUGGUGGUAUGGUAGGUCUCAUGGCUCUGGUUUCUGAGGGCCUGGGGUUGAAGCUGAAAGUAGGUGAGGGGUGUCCUGGGGCCCUCCCCCUUAACAGGGAAAUAGGUAUUCCAGAUCCUCCAGCCUCCGCAUCUCCUCCGGCCCGAUGGACACGAUCUUUUGCCGGGGUUCCUUGCGCCGCACGGUGAUCUGGAUGGGGUAGUUCUCAGGAAAGCUGCUGAAGUCAGUGGCCAGGGUUGCAAACUGAAGUGAAACAAGAAAACCCUUCAGAGUUCCUUCCCAGAUCUGAACCUGGCUCUCUCUCUGUCUCUAUCACCCCUUUUUUUUCUGUCUGCUGACUCAGACCUUAAACAGCCUUAUCCAACCUAGCCAUUGACGCAGGAAACAGGUGCAAAGAUGCAUGACUCAAGCCUGUACCUCCUCAUUAUGGGAUAUUUCCAACCAAAGGGCUGUCUGUACUCAGGCCUCUAUACCCCCAUACCCCUACCCCAUACCCAGGCUGUUCCCUUCUUCGUCCCCCUUUAGCCUCUUGUCUUCCCUAUUUCUUUCAAUGCCCUUGACUUCCCAGCCUACUCACAAUCAUGGGCACUGAAUUGCAGAGUCUAAAAACCAAUGGCUUUGGAAGGGGAACAUUAUAGUGAUGUUGAAAAAUACAUUCGUUUGCAUUCCUAGUGGGCCCCAGAGUGGCUUAAUCCUUAAACCUCCCAGAAGCAUGCAUUCUGGAAUUGAUGCUUCUUGACCCAGGCAGAAGGAAAGCUAGCCAGAUGAGUCAUGUGGGCAUAGGGGUGUUCCCAACCUCCAAAGCCCUGGUUCCCUGGCUUUGGACUUCUCUCCACCCCCAAGGCCCCUCUUUUCCCAGGGCUCACUUUGUAGGGCUUGCACCACUUCCCCACCCCAGCUGUGUUGGCUGCACGGACACUGAGGCAGUAACACGUGUUAGGCUUUAGCUCCAUCAGCUUGACAGUAGUGCCCAAAAUCUUGUUGAAGAUCCAUGGACGAUUCUUUGCCUCGGGCAACUCAUUCUCCUGUGUCUUGGCCACCUCCUGUAACAGGAGCUGGUAGAAACUGACCGGCUGCUUGCCCAAGGCGUAGGUCCAGGAAAUCUAGGGGAAGAGAGAGCCCCGAGGCUUCCUCAGAUAUGUCCUGUCCUUCCUGUCCCUUCACCCUCCCAACUGGGGUCAGGACGUCCCAUGCCCAUCCCCUGCUCCUGCUGGGGCCCAGGCAGGUCAGAUGGAAGGUGCAAGGUACUGCAGCACUGAGUGUGGAACCCCUGCCCCGAAGCAUGUACUACUCUCCUGGGCAGCCCCACCCACUUUAGGGUACACCCUCAUUCCAUAUUUCUUAUACGCCAGGGGUCCUCAACCCUUGGGCCACCAACUGAUAGCAGUCCAUGGCCUGUUAGGAACUGGAUAGCACAGCAGGAGGAGAUUGGUGGGCGAGCAAGCGAAGCUUCAUCUGUAUUUACAGCUGCUCCCCACGGCUCAGGGUACCACCUGAGCUCUGCCUCCUGUCAGAUCAGCAGAGGCAUUAGAUUCCCAUAGGCACGUGAACCCUAUUGUGAAUUGUAUGGGAGGGAUCUAAGUUGAAUGCUCCUUAUGAGAAUCUAAUGCCUGAUGAUCUGUCAUUGUCUCCCAUCACCCCCAAAUGGGACCCUCUCGUUGCAGGAAAACAAGCUCAGGGCUCCCACAGUUUCUACAUUAUGGUGAGUUGUAUAAUUAUUUCAUUAUAUAUUACAAUGUAAUAAUAAUAGAAAUAAAGUACACAAUAAAUGUAAUAUGCUUGACUCAUCCUGAAA